AUGCCCUACCGGGCUGCCCGCGCCCACUCCAUCGUGAGCCUCGGUCUCGGCCUCGAACGCACACCAGCGCCGCUGUUCCGUGUGCCCGCCAGAGCAGCUGCAGACAUGUCUUCCGACAAUGCCUCGGCGCCAGGCUCGAGUUUGCCCGUGCCGGCCCAGAGCGCGGGCUCUCCGAAGCCUGCCACCGAGCUCUACCCCAUGAGCAACAGGAAAUAUGACACUUUCCUGUGGUUCAUGUCCAUCUUUGUCGAUCUCUUCUUCCGCGAGGUCCAUCCCAGGGGCUCCUGGAAGGUCCCCAGGCAGGGCCCUGUCUUGUUUGUUGCCGCGCCCCAUGCCAACCAGUUUGUCGACGCCCUGAUCCUCCAGCGAACCCUGAAGAAGGAAGCCAAGCGGCGUGUCUCUCUCCUUGUCGCGCAAAAGUCCGUCCACGGCUUCAUCGGCUGGGCCUCCCGCCAGACCGGUGCUGUCCCCGUUGGCCGUGCACAGGAUGCUGCCAUACCUAAGAAAGGCACCGUAUACCUCCCCGACCCCAUAGGCGACCCGACGCUGGUCCGGGGAAUCGGUACGAAUUUUGAAAGGGACGCGGAGAUCGGCGGCAUGAUCUUCCUGCCCGCCGGCAAGGGCCAGGCAAGCACGAGCGUCGACAUAGCAGAGAUUCACGGGCCCGAGGAGAUACGCAUCAAGAGGCCGUUCAAAACAAAGCUGUCCGUGUUCCAGCUGACAGCGCGCGACGACAUCGACGACUCCGGCAACUUCACCAACAAGGAGCUCAAGGGUAUCAAGGAUGGCUAUAAUGGCACCCCGUACAAGCUGGCACCUCACAUUGACCAGACUAAGGUAUACGAGGCAGUGUUUGACCGGCUGCGAUCCGGCGGAUGCGUAGGCAUCUUCCCCGAGGGCGGUAGUCAUGACCGCACCGGGCUCCUUCCUCUGAAGGCUGGUGUUGCCAUCAUGGCGCUUGGGGCCCUUGCGGACUCGCCCGAAGUCAACCUCAAGAUAGUACCUGUCGGCAUGAACUACUUCCACGCCCACAAGUUCCGGUCGAGGGCGGUAGUCGAGUUCGGCCAGCCCAUGGAUAUCCCCACGGAGCUCGUUGAGAUGUACAAGAACGGGCAAAGGCGAGACGCCAUCGGCCAGCUCUUGGACACGGUAUAUCAGGGUCUGACUGCUGUCACCGUGCAGACGCCCGACUACGACACCCUGAUGCUCAUCCAAGCCGCCCGGCGUCUUUACAAGCCGACCGGCAAGAAGCUACCGCUCCCUUAUGUUGUCGAGCUGAACCGGAGGCUAGCAAUGGGCUACGAGAAGUACAAGGACGACGAGCGCAUCGUCCAGCUGUCGGAGGCGGUCAAGGACUACAAUAAGCAGCUCCGGUACCUCAACAUGCGCGACCACCAAGUCCAAUACGCCAGGAUGCCCAUACACACUGUCCUGCUGACCACCUUCUACAGGGUGGUCAAGCUCUUGGUACUCCUGGUCGGCACCCUGCCCGGCCUCCUCCUUUUCACGCCCGUCUUUGUGUUGACAAAGUUUAUCAGCGUGAAGAAAGCCAGGGAGGCAUUGGCGGGCUCCUCUGUCAAGAUCCAAGGCCGCGACGUUAUGGCGACAUGGAAGAUAAUGACGGCUCUGGGAUUUGCCCCGAUACUCUACAACACGUACAUCUGCAUCUUUGUCUGGAGAGUCUACGCAGACCGCCUUUGGGGCUACUGGGACUACGUUCCGAGAUGGAUUCCCCUGUGGACGGCCUUCCCGAUCGGCUGGAUGGUGUUCCCGCUGAUCACCUUUGCGGCGCUGCGGCUGGGGGAGGUGGGGAUGGACAUUUUCAAGUCGCUGCGCCCACUCGCCAUGUGCCUCAACCCUGCGUCCAGCUACAACAUCUACCAGCUGAGGGAGCGGCGCGCGGAGCUGAGUGAGCGGGUGACCGAGGUGAUCAACGAGCUGGGGCCCGAGAUGUUCCCAGACUUUGACAAGACGCGGAUCGUAGCUGACCCAUCCAAGGAUGGCCGGCCGAGGACGCCGGGCAAGCCGCCAACCGCGAGACGCGACAGUGACAUGUCGAGCACAGGGCUCGAGGCGGAGAGCCCGACGCGGCCUCUUACCAGGCGCGACACGACGUCGUCAAGCCGGGGCCUGCCCAAGAACGAGUCCUACAGCAACAUCGGCAAGGUGGGCAUCUUCUCGACACGACCGCCGUCCCGGUCAAGGAGCAGGAGUAGCAGCUCGGGCGGGGCGUUCGGCUCGACGGGGUUCCCCGUCAGUGCCUUCACCACGCUGGACUCGAAGGAGGGGCUGGACGAGGUCAGCCGGAAGAUCCGGCAGGAAAUGAAGGAGCGAGGCGAGCUGAGGAGACGAAAGAGCGCGGGCAAGAAGGCGUUCGAGCUGCAGAGUAACGACGGCGAGAGCGAUGAGGAGGAGGACGAAGCGGGGGACAAGCAGCAAGCGUGA
This is a messenger RNA of Diaporthe citri, 2445 nucleotides long. RefSeq lists its product as uncharacterized. Lineage: Eukaryota; Fungi; Ascomycota; Sordariomycetes; Diaporthales; Diaporthaceae. Gene Ontology annotation, molecular function: glycerone-phosphate O-acyltransferase activity; glycerol-3-phosphate O-acyltransferase activity. Gene Ontology annotation, cellular component: endoplasmic reticulum membrane. The record is from RefSeq and is a predicted model, not a curated record. Gene Ontology annotation, biological process: phospholipid biosynthetic process. The coding region runs from base 1 to 2445 and encodes 814 amino acids. The transcript is spliced from 3 exons.